CCGGACCCCCGUGUGCCCCCCGUGUGCCCCCCGGCAGGAUGCUCUUCUCCCUGCGUGAGCUCGUGCAGUGGCUGGGAUUCGCCCAGUUCGAGGUUUUUAUUCACGUCUUGGCUCUGUUCGUUUUCUCGGUUCUUCUGGCCCUCCGGGUGGACGGCUUCGUCGGCCUGAGCUGGUGGCUCGUUUUCACGCCGUUGUUUGCCGCCGACGGCCUGAGCACGUACUUCACCACCAUCGUGACGGUGCGCCUGUUCCAGGACGGGGAGAAGCGCCAGGCGGUCCUGCGGCUGCUCUGGAUCCUCACCCUCCUCAGCCUGAAGUUCGUCUUCGAGAUUCUUCUGUGCCAGAAGCUGUCGGGGAACACCAAGGAGCUGUGGUUCGGACUCAUCCUGUCGCCGGCGUUCAUCCUGCUGCAGCUCGCCAUGAUCCGAGCCUGCAGGGUGAACUAGAGCCGCGGCGCAGCGCCGAGCGCAUGGCUACUCAUUAACCCUUUAUUAUCAUGUCUGUUCAUAGCUGCUAAAAAUAAACGCUUGUUUCCGCCUUUU
Spea bombifrons (plains spadefoot toad) is the source of this 542-nucleotide messenger RNA. It is a transcript of the gene TMEM203, whose product is annotated as transmembrane protein 203. Gene Ontology annotation, biological process: intracellular calcium ion homeostasis. The record is from RefSeq and is a predicted model, not a curated record. Gene Ontology annotation, cellular component: endoplasmic reticulum. The coding region runs from base 39 to 446 and encodes 135 amino acids. NCBI's taxonomy places the organism in Eukaryota, Metazoa, Chordata, Amphibia, Anura, Pelobatidae. The transcript has a single exon.